UCGUUUUUCCCUACUAUAGCACCCAACUUCAACGUCGAAUGAUCCAUUUCUCUUCUCAUUAAACCCCCCUUUUUUUCUUUUAUUCGUUUCUCUUCUCUUCGUUUCGAGCUCUCCGAAUCUCUGUGUCAUUUUUUAGAGGGAAAGUAUGGCGGCAAAUGGAACCGGAGUGUCGACGCCAAGGAGUCCGUUGGCUAGGAUUCAGACGCAGAAGAAGGGCAACGAGAUGUGUCACGAUGACAGUGGAAAAACCGUUACGGCUCAGACGAUUAACGAGCUUCACUCUUUGCAGAAGAAGAGGUCUGCGCCAACUACGCCUCUCGACGGGGUCCAGGGUGCCUUCGCUAGCUUGACCGAGGGGGAACGCCAGAGGCAGCAGCUCCAGUCCAUCAGGUACACGUGCACAUGCAAUACAGAGACCCACGUGAUUGUUGGGUCAAGAGACGAGUGCUUGAAGCUUUUUCAGGCUGCUUCUUACCUCUUGCCUUGUGCAAUCUUUGGCCUACUGACAAGGAACAUGUCAAAGUUUGUAAAAGGAGACCCGGAGAGAACUAUACUGCCUGUUCCUAACAUAAUUCUAUCUAAAAUUAUAAAAUUAUUGUUAUUAUUUUUUUGUGUUGAUGCAGAGUUGUAUGAGCAGGCUAUAAAGUAUGAAAAGGGUUCUUUCAUUACAUCAACCGGUGCAUUAGCCACCCUGUCAGGAGCCAAGACCGGUCGGUCUCCAAGAGAUAAGAGGGUUGUUAUUGAUGACACCACCCAAGAUGAGCUUUGGUGGGGAAAGGGCUCACCCAACAUUGAAAUAAACGAGCAUACCUUCAUGGUGAACAGAGAAAGAGCUGUUGAUUACUUGAAUUCUCUCGACAAGGUUUUUGUGAAUGAUCAAUUCUUGAACUGGGAUCCACAGAACCGAAUCAAAGUCCGGAUUGUCUCUGCUAGAGCUUAUCAUUCAUUGUUCAUGCACAACAUGUGUAUCCGACCCACUCUUGAAGAGCUAAAGAAUUUCGGUACUCCGGACUUCACUAUAUACAAUGCUGGACAGUUCCCGUGUAAUCGUUAUACACACUACAUGACAUCCUCUACUAGCAUAGACCUUAAUCUUGCUAGGAGGGAAAUGGUCAUCCUCGGCACUCAGUAUGCCGGGGAAAUGAAGAAGGGUCUUUUCAGUGUCAUGCAUUAUCUCAUGCCUAAGCGUCAAAUCCUCUCCUUACAUUCUGGCUGCAAUAUGGGGAAAGAUGGAGAUGUUGCCCUCUUCUUUGGACUGUCAGGUACUGGCAAGACUACUCUGUCUACUGAUCACAAUAGGUAUCUGAUUGGAGAUGAUGAGCACUGUUGGAGUGAUAAUGGUGUGUCAAACAUUGAAGGCGGUUGCUAUGCCAAGUGCAUUGAUCUUUCAGGGGAGAAGGAGCCUGAUAUCUGGAAUGCCAUUAAGUUUGGCACUGUGUUGGAAAACGUAGUGUUUGAUGAACAUAAAAGACAGGUGGAUUACGGGGACAAAUCAGUUACAGAGAACACUCGUGCAGCAUACCCCAUCGAGUACAUUCCCAAUGCUAAGAUUCCAUGCGUUGGUCCACACCCUAAGAAUGUCAUACUUUUGGCAUGUGAUGCCUUUGGUGUCCUUCCACCUGUGAGCAAGCUGAGUUUGGCACAAACCAUGUAUCAUUUCAUUAGCGGUUACACUGCUCUGGUGGCUGGCACAGAAGAUGGUAUUAAGGAGCCAACAGCAACAUUCUCAGCUUGCUUUGGUGCAGCAUUUAUCAUGUUGCAUCCUACUAAGUAUGCAGCUCUGCUUGCGGAGAAAAUGCAGAAGCAUGGGGCAACAGGAUGGCUUGUUAACACUGGCUGGUCCGGUGGAACCUAUGGCUCUGGAAAGCGUAUCAAGUUACCAUACACUCGAAAAAUCAUUGAUGCCAUCCACUCUGGUAGCCUCUUGAAUGCAACUUACGAGAAAACUGAGGUGUUUGGACUAGAGAUCCCCACUGAGAUUGAGGGAGUGCCUUCAGAAAUCCUGCAUCCAGAGAACACUUGGACUGACAAGCAGGCAUACAAGGAUACACUGUUGAAAUUGGGUGGCCUGUUCAAGAAGAACUUUGAGACAUUCACAAACUACAAGAUUGGCAAGGACAACAAGCUGACUGAGGAGAUCUUAGCAGCUGGUCCAAACUUUUAACUCUGAAGCAAUGAGCAAGGCAAGAAAUUGCGAUAGGAAGUCUCGAAAGAGGAGCAAUAAGAGUGUUCUUGCUAGUAAUAGAAAAUGUAGCGUCCUUUAUUAGGGUCCAAUUCAUAUGUAAAAUGGUUUAUUAUGUCAAGCCAUAUCCAAUUUAUAAUUGGAGUAGUACUUUUCUUUUGGCUAUGACUUUACUUCGCUGAAAUAGUUAAUUGUUUAAAUAAAAAAGUAGCCUGCCUUCAGUUGUUGCCGGGGUUGAGUCCCUUCUAAAGCACCUUAAAAAGUGAGAAGAAGCACUUGGCCUUGGAUAGUAGAAUCAAUCCAAAGUUAGAAUUAUUUGAAUACUGAAACAGUUAGUACCCUUUGUCUCUAUUUCCUCUUUGCUAAAGUUAUUACCAAUCUGUGUUUUCUUCAAAAUAUAAAGAAAAAAAAAUUGAGCUUUUCUUUGCAGACAAAAGGCAUAAGAUUUGUCGUCAAAUUGUAUUGACACAAAGAAGACCAAAGGAAAAAAGUGUCAAAACUAGAGGCAAGCUCUUGAUUCCAUACACAUAUUUGCUUAUGCCAGGGACUUAAGGAUAAUUAUUUAAGGCUCCAUUGGGAGCGUCGUGUGAGUUCUUCCACCAAGUCUGCUUAGGGAACAUGAUGGACCAAAGUCUGCGUUUUAUGACUGGACAC
This is a messenger RNA of Durio zibethinus, 2836 nucleotides long. Lineage: Eukaryota; Viridiplantae; Streptophyta; Magnoliopsida; Malvales; Malvaceae. The record is from RefSeq and is a predicted model, not a curated record.